Messenger RNA from Thyridium curvatum, 1296 nucleotides. RefSeq lists its product as uncharacterized. The transcript has a single exon. Bases 1 to 1296 code for a protein of 431 amino acids. Gene Ontology annotation, molecular function: glutamine synthetase activity. Lineage: Eukaryota; Fungi; Ascomycota; Sordariomycetes; Thyridiales; Thyridiaceae. The record is from RefSeq and is a predicted model, not a curated record.
AUGGAGGAACUUCAAGAAUUCCUCGCGAAGAACGAGUCUACGAAGUACAUCCGCCUCCAGUGGAUCGAUUACUCCGGCGUUCUCCGCGUCCGCUUCCUUCCCGUCGCUCGAUGCUUGCAGAUAGCUCGAGGAGAGGAGGAGUAUCUUCUCCCACAAGUGAGCAUGAUAAUCCCGGUCUCAACGGCUCCGAGAUGCUUUCCGACCGGAACCGAUAUCGAGACCUGGGUGUUGCGCCCCGAUUGGCUCUCGCUACGCCGCUGCGGGUUCAGGCCAACCCACGCGUCAGUCAUGUGUUUCUUAGAGCAUAAGGAGGCCAAGGAUACCUACAGCAAGUGCCCUCGUAUGCUACUCUGGCGUGCGCUCCUGGAAUUGGAGGCCCUUUGGGAUACCAAGGCCUUGGUCGGGUUUGAGAUCGAAUGCAUGCUCCUAGACCAAAAGGGCCAGCCUCUUGAUCAGCUAGAUAGGCUGAACAGCUAUCAAACGGCUGCCGGACUGCGUGGCCAGACAUUGGAUAUAGUGGAAGAGGUUAUCGAUUGUCUCCGGGAGUCAUCCAUCGAAAUCCAUCACUUCCAUACCGAAACGCACGACCAGAUAGAAUUCGCCCUCACUCCCGAGUCGCCCCUCAACGCCAUCGAUUCGCUCGUUCUCGCCCAGGAAACCAUUCGCACAGUCUUCGUCCGGCACAACAUCCAGGCGACCAUGACUCCCAAGCCGCUGCUCGACGGUCCAACCAACGGCAUCCACCUGCAUAUGUCUGUCGACAAGCUCGCUCCACCUCUGACAGACCACUUCCUCGCAGGCAUCUUGAAGCACACGAGAUCGCUCUGUGCAUUCGGCAUGGCCAAUUUCGACGGCUACGUUCGCACCGGCAAGGACGCGGCCGGCGCCUGGGUUGGGUUCGGCACCGAAAACCGCGACUUGCCCGUGCGCAAGGUCAAUGACCAACACUGGGAGUUCCGAGCCCUAGACGCAACCGCAAACCCCUAUCUCUUCUUCGGAGCGGUCCUUGCGGCCGGCUUCGGCGGCCUCGCCGCCCAGACGGACUUGAUAUGGACAGACUGUCACGUCUUCCCAGCUUCACUAGACGAGCAAGAGCGAUCCAGGUACCGAUUGGAAGAGGGCAUGCCAGGUAGCUUGCGGGAGGCAUUGGAAUGUCUCAAGGCGGACGCGACUUUGAAGGACCAGUUGCCCCAAGAGUUGCUGAAUGAGUACAUUCCGUUGAAGGAGAAGGAAGUGGAGGUCUUCGAGGAUAUGACAGAGAGUCAGAGGCGCGUUCGCUUCCUGGAAUACUUUUGA